CUCCUUAACUGUGAACCAAUACACAAGUACCGCUAUUAGAUACCACUAACAACCCCCUUUCCAGCAAUCUUACCAUCACGGUGAUCCUGAAUUGCACGAUCAAUAGCACUCAAACCACCAGAGUAUUCCGUGAACUGCACACCCUUCAAGGUUCCUUCACUUAAUGCUUUUGAUGUCCAAACCCCAAUCAAGGAGGAGAGAAAUUCCGCAUCCUGCCAAUAUCAGCACAUCUAUACUCCUCUUUUCAACGAAGAGUAACUUACCAACUCCCCCAAAAUAUCAACAACAUUCGUAUGUACCAAGUCAAUAUUCAGCCGUCUCAGCGCCUCCAAAAACUGCACAUUGGCCACCUUACCCCCCUUCACUCACAAUAUCCAAACAAGCAUUACACGUCUCCUGGGACGAAAUAGCAUCAAACGCAAUCCUAAACCCAUGACCCUGCGCUUUCACUUGCUUAGCCACAUCCCCAUCUC
This is a messenger RNA of Aspergillus caelatus, 473 nucleotides long. RefSeq lists its product as uncharacterized. The transcript has a single exon. Bases 164 to 436 code for a protein of 90 amino acids. The record is from RefSeq and is a predicted model, not a curated record. NCBI's taxonomy places the organism in Eukaryota, Fungi, Ascomycota, Eurotiomycetes, Eurotiales, Aspergillaceae.